AUGGCCAUCUCCAAGACUCUGUUCGCUCCAAUCGUCAUUUCUCUAGUCAUUCUGCACCUUGUUGAGUCAGAUACAAGGGUGAUCAGCAACAUGGUGGAGAACGCAAGUCCAAGUCCCAGCCCUCUCUCACCAAAGAUUGAUAAUGUAGAUUGUGAUGGUGCUUGCGAUGGGAGGUGCCAGUUAUCAUCAAGGCCGAAUCUAUGUAAAAGAGCAUGUGGGACAUGCUGUGAACGGUGCAAUUGUGUGCCUUCGGGUACUUACGGUCAUUACGAAGAGUGCCCAUGCUAUGCCAAUAUGACCACCCGCGGGGGAAAACACAAAUGUCCUUAA
Molecule: messenger RNA, 330 nt
Organism: Gastrolobium bilobum
Lineage: Eukaryota; Viridiplantae; Streptophyta; Magnoliopsida; Fabales; Fabaceae
Product: gibberellin-regulated protein 1-like
Exons: 3
Coding region: 1-330 (109 amino acids)
Source: RefSeq, a predicted model, not a curated record